Dioscorea cayenensis subsp. rotundata (Guinea yam) is the source of this 1429-nucleotide messenger RNA. RefSeq names its product lecithin-cholesterol acyltransferase-like 1. Bases 77 to 1378 code for a protein of 433 amino acids. Lineage: Eukaryota; Viridiplantae; Streptophyta; Magnoliopsida; Dioscoreales; Dioscoreaceae. The record is from RefSeq and is a predicted model, not a curated record. The transcript has 2 exons. Gene Ontology annotation, biological process: lipid metabolic process.
UGCUACACUCCACUGCUACACUCACUUCUCCAUAAACUACUCAUCUUCAUCAUUGCAGAGAAACAGAGGAACAACAAUGAGCUCAUGGAGCUUCUUCCUACUUCUAUUCCUUCUCCAACUUCCCCAUCUCUUCUCCAAACAGUCUCUUCCUCUUCUUCUUCACCCAUUGAUCAUAAUCCCAGGGCAAGGAGGAAACCAACUUGAAGCCAGGCUGAACAAUAAGCAAUACAAGCCAUUGAAACAAGAGUGUGGAGGAGCUAUGAGUGAAGAUGGAAACUGGUUCAGGCUCUGGAAGGACUGUUCCAUCCUUGAGAACCCUCUCACUCUUCCCUGUUUUGCUGAUCAAAUGCAGCUUCACUAUGACCCUCUUCUUGAUGACUAUAGUAACACUCCUGGAGUUGAGACCAGAGUCCCCCUCUUUGGCUCCACUCAUGGCUUCCUCUACAAAGACCCUGAUCUCUUGAAUCAAUCUUCAUAUAUGUCAAUUCUAAUAAAUCGACUGAAGCAAAUAGGAUACGAAGAAGGCGAAAACAUGUUUGGUGCACCAUAUGACUUCCGAUAUGGCCUCGCCGGAGCUGGCCAUCCAUCCAAAGUAGGUUCUGAGUUCCUCCAAAGCCUGAAAGAACUAAUUGAGAAUGCUAGCAAAUUAAACAACAACAAUCCAGUGAUUCUCCUCACUCACAGCCUCGGUGGUCUCUUCGCACUCCAACUACUCCACCGCAACUCUCCGUCUUGGUCUCGCACUUUCAUCAAACACUUUAUCGCACUCUCAGCACCUUGGGGUGGCACAGUUCUUGAAAUGCUCAUCUUUGCUUCAGGGGACUCAAUGGGUUAUUCAAACAUCAAUCCACUGAUGCUAAGAAAAGAAAUGUGGAGCCUUGAAACCAAUCUAUGGCUCUUGCCUAACCCAAGAACUUUUAAAGACAAGCCAAUUGUUGUGUCCAAAACUAAUGUGAAAAAUUUUUCUGCAGCAGAAAUGUCUGAGUUUCUGAAUUACAUUGGAUGCAGUCAUUGUGUUCAUCCUUAUGAAUCGAGGAUAAUGCCGAUGAUUGAAAGGCUCGAACCGCCUGCCGGAGUACCGAUGACUGUAAUGACCGGGCACGGGAUCAAAACUGCUGAGACUCUGAUUUAUGGUGAUGGAGAUUUUGAUGUGCAACCUGAGAUUGUUUAUGGAGAUGGUGAUGGGCUUGUGAAUUUGAUUAGUCUUUUGGCACCAGAGAAUGAGUGGAAUGGUUUGAAGGAAUUGGAGUUGUUGAAGGUGAUUAAACUUCCAAAUGUAUCACAUGAAGGCAUUCUUAAAGAUGAUGCAGCUCUUACAGAAGUUUUGAGAGAAAUUCAUCAAGUUAACUCUUUUGUUGUUAGUAGUUCUUCUGCAUAAUUGAUGGAGUUUCUGAUGUUGUUGAUUUCCUGAAUUAUUGGCAAAUGUUUA